ACAAGAAAUAGUAGUCGUUCACAAACACAGAUAUUAGACUUCACACACCAUUGUCUAAAGUUCAUGAAAUUGUGCGGCAUUGCCGGCUAAUACAACUCACUUGUCUAGUACAUACGCCAAGAAGAUUGCAUAAAAGCCAGCACCAAUAAAAUGGCAAAUACUCUAAGACGUUCGGCCUUUCUAAUUACUAAGAGGCAGAAGUUUGCUGCAGCAACUUCUUUUAGGCAAAGUAGUAGUGACUCGGAGAAGAAUAUAGUGAAGUCACCAUUUAAAAGUGUUCCUGAAAAUAAUUAUACAGUCAAUGACUUUGUAUGGCUGAAUUUGGACAGGUGGCCUGAUAAAACUGCUAUGGUAUGCGCAGUAACCGGCCGAGGGUACACGUAUGCGCAAACGCACAAGAUGACGACGACGUUCGCGGCGUCUCUCCGAACCAAGUUGAAGUUGAAGGACAAUGACAAAGUGGCUGUUAUUCUACCCAACAUACCCGAGUACCCUAGUGCCUUGCUGGGCAUAUUGCAAGCUGGCUGCAUUGCUAGUAUGAUGAACCCUAUUUAUACUGCUGACGAACUGCAACGCCAGCUAGAGCUGAUCGACUGCAAUGCAGUGGUAGCUUCAAAGAUAUCCUACCCUAACAUCAAGGCAGCUUUGGACGCACUACAGAAGAAAAUACCAAUCAUAUUAACAGACAAAGAAGCUCUACCAGAAGGCACUAUUAAAUUCUCUGAAUUGGCACAAGAUGAGCACAUUAAUACUGAUUGUCUAAAGUCAGUCAAGAGACGUCCUGACGAUGUUGCUGUCUUGCCGUUCUCAAGUGGGACUACAGGAUUUCCAAAAGGCGUAGUGUUGACACACAGUAGUGUCGUUGCUGCCAAUUUCUGCAUAUCCGAUCCUGAUAUUAUUGCUAUUAAGGAAACUACUGCGAACUACCAGUCAGUGCUGCCUGCGAUCCUGCCCUUCUUCCACAUCUUCGGGUUUAACGCGCUGAUGCUGAACCAAAUGCACCUGGGCUGCAAACUCGUCUCCAUGCCAUACUUCAAGCCAGAGCUGUUCCUUCAGACUAUUGCGGGGCAUAAAGCAAAUGUGCUGUUCAUUGUUCCUCCGAUGGUGUUGUUCCUGGGGAAGCACCCGGCAGUGACUCCUGCGCACUUGGAGUCUGUGCACGGCAUCAUAUGCGGCGCCGCGCCUUGCUCGGAGGACGACGCCGCGGCUGUCAUUAAUAAAAACAAAAACAUAUCAUUCCGUCAAGGGUACGGGCUGACGGAGACGAACGCCGCGAUCUCAGUGGGCCACAAGAAUGACACGGUGCAUUCAGCGGUCGGACAUGUGAUGGGCAGCAACGAGCUCAAGAUUGUUGACAUAGACACUCAGCAGGCACUGCCAGCCGGACAGGAGGGCGAGAUCUGGUUCCGCGGGCCGCUCCUCAUGUCAGGAUACUUUAAGAACGAGGAGGCGACGAGAGAAGUCAUGCAGGACGGUUGGUUCAAGACUGGGGACAUCGGGAAGGUCGACGACACCGGACGGCUGUACGUCACUGAGAGACUGAAAGAGCUUAUUAAGGUAAAGGGUUUCCAAGUAGCUCCAGCUGAGUUAGAAACAGUGAUCAGAACCCAUCCAACGAUACUCGACUGUGCGGUCUUAGGUGUACCUGACCCCAUCAAUGGCGAAGCCCCAAAAGCAUUCGUGGUCCCAAAGCCAGGACAAAAACUUGACAUCAAGGAAGUCCUAGACUUUGUCAAUAAAAAAGUUGCUGAAUUCAAAAAGGUAAAAGAGGUCCAAAUCGUCGAGGAAAUUCCCAAAAGUGUGGCGGGGAAGAUCCUAAGAAAGGAUUUGAAGGCGAAGUAUUGUUAGUAUUGACUGGUUUUAAGUGUUCCUAUGCUGCGAAAUAUGCGAUUGGGUUUACAAGGGAUUAAGUUUGAACAAUGUGGUUAACCCAUAACAUGGUAUACAUCAAAAACUUGCAAUGUUGAACUUUACCUGUGGUUCUGAUUCUGUUAACUCAGAUUUAAUUUAGAAUACCCUUUAUAUUGUAACAUGAUUAGAGAGACAUGUCUCUCGUCUCUUUCGUACUAAGCUGUAUACCGUUAGUGCGAAAGAGAUAUCUCCCGUCUCUUUUGUACUAAGCUGUAUCUCUUCUCGCGGGAAAACGGUUGGACACGUGACAUUUUACCCAGUGAUGUCGCAUUUCAACAAACAAAGACUGUCAAACAAUAUAACUAGAAACCUGACAGAUAGUUUUUGUUUGUUUUGUGAAAUAUGACGUCACACGAAGCUCAAUGUGUGUUUCGAGUCUUGUAAUACACAGAUAAAAAAUCGCAUUCUUAUUUUGAAUAAAUAAAAUAUUUUGAAAUGAUCUUAAUAAAAAAGAACUAUUGGAUAAUUAUCGUUAAAUUUUAAAAGGCAUCUGGGCCUUAGGACCAUGUAUUGUUUAUAGUUCUUUAAGUCUUAUUUUAUUUAAGUUAUAUAUGAGUUAAAUUAAAAAUAAUUAAAAUACAGUUUCAAAUUACAAAAAGUCAAAUAAUCCAACUUAAAAUUACUUAACCUAGAACCCACUCCGUGUCAAACCUGGCCCAAAAGUGCCCAUGACACUAGCAGCGUUACCGCGCUGGAUUGCCACGGACAACCUCUGAGCCAAAUAAUAUCGUUAAAUAAUAAACUACCAUAUCCGACAUAUUUCAUUUUUGUUACAAUUGUCAAGUUGUCAGUAAACAAUUAUUAGUGAACCAUUUUCUAUAAACGCUCAUAUCUAGAAUAUUACUAAACUUAAUGUAUUUUUUAAGGUCUUCCUCUAGUUUUAAAAUUCUUUACAAUGAAGCACUUUCCAGGGUACGUUCACCAAAAUCGAUAUAGAUGGCGUUGUACGUACAGCUUUAAUGUGAUAAUUACCUUUUCACAUUACUCGGUUACAUCAUUAUUCCAAAAUUUAAUGUAAUGGCAGAAGCAUAUAUAAAAAUAAUUGUUGCUUAAUAUUUGGAUCACAUCAUGUAUAGAAUUAUGUUGCUACCUAUGUUGCUUCUCUCUUGAAGAUGUAAUUGUGCCUGGUGUUAAAAUGUGUGUGGACUGAUUAUUUCACCACUCGCAAACUGUAUUAAAAGAAACGCUGAUUGUUUUGCCACUUCAUAUAUAAUUCGGUUUUAGUAGAAAUGCCAGGGUUGAUGCGGUUGGUAAUCCACCUCACAACCCACACGAUAGAAGAAGAAGAAGUAGAAAUUAUAAAGGUUACAAACACGUCCGACAAUAAGAGAAGUUCGAUGAAUACAAAAUUUAAUUUAAAAUUAGUAAAGAAUGAAUAUUUUUUCUAUAACCUUUUUUUUAAAAGGUAUUUUUAUGUUGCAAAUGUCAACACCAGGGUGUAAUAAAAAAGGUCAUCAUUUGUAUCCAAAAUCAAAGUUAAAAGAUGCAUAAUGUCUGUUAUCUAUCAAAUUAAAAGGUUAAACUAAGGGAAAUCUGUACAGCACCAUCUGUUGUAUUUGGGGAACUUACCCUGGAAAAUCUCUCAAUUAUAUCACAAUGUUGUAUUGUGCGUUUGUUACAUAAAUGUUUUAUUUUAUGCUUUCGGUAUAAGAAUUGUUAUCGACCAAUUUUACACAAAUAUUAUUACUAUAUAAGCUAACUUUAUAUUUACGAUAAGACAUCAAACUUAUAUAGACUUAUAUUGUGUUUCAUAUGACCUUAUUGUAUUUGUAUAUUAAUAAAUAUUAGGUAUUAUGUAAAUGUUGAUAAUCAUGAUAACCUCAGAACAGAAAUGAUAUCAAAUAUAGGUUACCACUCCUAAGAUAAUCGAUUUUUGAUAUAAGUAACAUUUCUAAGGUACUUAAUUACCUAAGAGACGAAUAAUCCGAAGAAAAUCAAUAUAAUUUAUCGUCUAACAGUAGCCAACCCAGAAAUCGAAGUGGAAACUUUACGAACAGUUCUGUUGACUGAGUUAAUAUGCCAAUAAUAUUGCCAAAAUUGACUGAACAAGUAAGAAUCAAUUAAACUCGCGACAGCGAACAAUAUUAAGCAGUAUUGAUGGAAUGUGUGGUUAUACCUAAAAAAAAUCAUCAAUUGAAGAGCCACGCUCUUGUCGGUGUAGCAUUUUCCUUUCCUGUCUAUCAAAGGCCAAUUCCUUGACUUCCCUAUAAGAC
Messenger RNA from Pectinophora gossypiella (pink bollworm), 4124 nucleotides. RefSeq lists its product as uncharacterized. Gene Ontology annotation, molecular function: long-chain fatty acid-CoA ligase activity. The transcript has 9 exons. Gene Ontology annotation, cellular component: mitochondrion. NCBI's taxonomy places the organism in Eukaryota, Metazoa, Arthropoda, Insecta, Lepidoptera, Gelechiidae. The coding region runs from base 151 to 1848 and encodes 565 amino acids. The record is from RefSeq and is a predicted model, not a curated record. Gene Ontology annotation, biological process: long-chain fatty acid metabolic process; fatty-acyl-CoA biosynthetic process.